AUGUGUCACCGUGUCCCCCUCUCCCUCGCCGCGACGAAGGCCCUGCCCGCGCAGGCGGCCGCGGGCGACGUGAAGAAGGUGGUGGCCCUCUACGACUACGAGCCCAUCACAGCGCAGGACCUGCGGCUGCACAAGGGCCACGAGUACCUCGUCGUGGACGAGAGCCACCCGACGUGGUGGAAAGCCCGCGACAAGAGCGGGAGGGAAGGCUACAUCCCCAGCAACUACGUCACCGAAACCAGCAAUUCCCUGGAGACCUUUGAGUGAGUCUCCAAGAACAUCACCCGGAGCCAGGCGGAGCAGCUGCUGAAGCAGGAGGGCAAGGAAGGGGGCUUCAUCGUGCGGGACUCGACCAGCAAGACGGGCAAAUACACGGUGUCCGUCUACGCCAAGUCCGGCUCCGGCGCCGUGCGCCACUACGUCGUGUGCCGCACGCCGCACGAGCAGUACUACCUGGCCGAGAAGCACCUCUUCGACAGCAUCCCCGAGCUCAUCACCUACCACCAGCACAACUCGGCCGGCCUCAUUUCCCGACUGAAGUACCCUGUGUCCCAGCGCCGGCGAAGCGCUCCCUCCACGGCCGGCCUCGGCCUAGGCUCGUGGGAGAUCGACCCGAAGGAUCUGACGUUCCUGAAGGAGCUGGGCACGGGGCAGUUUGGAGUGGUGAAGUACGGGAAGUGGCGAGGCCAGUACGACGUCGCCAUCAAGAUGAUCCGGGAGGGCUCCAUGUCCGAGGACGAGUUCAUCGAUGAAGCCAAAGUCAUGAUGAACCUGUCUCACGAGAAGCUGGUUCAGCUCUACGGGGUGUGCACCAAGCAGCGCCCCAUCUUCAUCAUCACCGAGUACAUGGCCAACGGCUGCCUGCUCAGCUUCCUGCGGGAGUCCCGGCAGCGCUUCCAGCCCGCCGAGCUGCUGGAGAUGUGCAAGGAUGUGUGCGAAGCCAUGGAGUACCUGGAAUCCAAGCAGUUCCUGCACCGAGACCUGGCUGCUCGCAACUGCUUGGUGAACGACCAGGGAAUUGUGAAAGUCUCCGACUUCGGCCUCUCCAGGUACGUUCUGGAUGACGAGUACACGAGCUCCAUGGGCUCCAAGUUCCCAGUUCGGUGGUCGCCCCCCGAAGUCCUCCUGUACAGCAAGUUCAGCAGCAAGUCGGACGUCUGGGCGUUUGGUGAGAGCACGGAGUGA
Messenger RNA from Tinamus guttatus (white-throated tinamou), 1185 nucleotides. Lineage: Eukaryota; Metazoa; Chordata; Aves; Tinamiformes; Tinamidae. The record is from RefSeq and is a predicted model, not a curated record.